Messenger RNA from Zingiber officinale, 1168 nucleotides. RefSeq names its product zinc finger matrin-type protein 2-like. Bases 192 to 806 code for a protein of 204 amino acids. Lineage: Eukaryota; Viridiplantae; Streptophyta; Magnoliopsida; Zingiberales; Zingiberaceae. Gene Ontology annotation, biological process: mRNA splicing, via spliceosome. Gene Ontology annotation, cellular component: spliceosomal complex; U4/U6 x U5 tri-snRNP complex. Gene Ontology annotation, molecular function: nucleic acid binding; zinc ion binding. The record is from RefSeq and is a predicted model, not a curated record. The transcript is spliced from 11 exons.
GAAGAAGCUGUGAUAGGAAAUCACAAUUAACAUCCGCUCGAGUUUUCGCUUCGUCACGCAAACCCUAUCACGCCUUCCGCUCCGCUGAUUCCUCUUCUCCGGGUCCGGUCGGCGUCGUAUUUGUAGCUGAAAAGUUGAGGAAGUUCUGCUGUUUGCUUCACCAUAGGAAUCUGUCUUAACAAGGCUUUUGAAUGGCUCAGCCUCGCAGUAAUGCUGUUGGAGUUGAUAACACUUUUCGAAGGAAAUGGGACCGAGAAGAGUUUCUUCAGAAAGCCCGAGAACGGGAAAGGCAAGAGGAGGAGGAUAGGUUUAAAUCCAAAGACAAAGCUCCUCCUGUGCAAAGGAAACCCCUGAAGCACAGAGACUAUGAGGUUGACCUUGAUUCCCGCUUAGGGAAAACUCAGGUUGUUACUCCAAUUGCACCUCUGAGCCAGCAGGCUGGAUACUACUGUGCAGUCUGUGAAUGUGUUGUAAAAGAUUCAGCUAAUUACUUGGACCAUAUCAAUGGAAAGAAACAUCAGAGAGCUUUGGGCAUGUCUAUGAGGGUGGAGCGUGCAACUCUUCAGCAGGUUCAAGAACGAUUUGAGUCGCUAAAGAAGCGGAAAGUUCCUGAAAGCUUUUCUGAGCAAGAUUUGGAUGAAAGGAUAAGGAAACAGCAGGAAGAGGAGGAGGAACGGAAGCGGCUACGCCGUGAAAGGAAGAAGGAGAAGAAGAAAGAGAAGGCUGCCCAAGAAGAAACGGAGGAUGCUGAUCCUGAUAUGGCUGCUAUGAUGGGGUUUGGAGGCUUCAAGUCGUCCAAAAAGUGAACAGCAGGUGAUGGGAAAUGCAAAUUCAAGGCUUCCCUUGCUUUGUUCGCCUCAGAGUUUGGUUCCCUAAGCCGACAUCUUUUGGGUAUAAAAUUUGUUUGUGCAUCUGUUUUACGUAGUUAUUGAUGCCUGAGUUAAUGGCGAUGCCCAAUGCUCUGUUUCAGUUUAAACUUGCAAAGCUCAGAUUGAUUGAGUAAUUCAAUUAAUGAUUCUGAAGAAACUAGUGCAUUCCAAUCCUAAUGUGAUUGUAUUGUGCAGCAACAUGUAGGAAAGAAAUGUAUCUGGAAUUUGUAAUCCCUUUCUUGUACUUGCGUCCUAAAAAGAGCAAAGAGACGCUCAAGCAGUAACAUAUUCAAAACAAA